This is a messenger RNA of Penicillium salamii, 1317 nucleotides long. The record is from the annotation of a GenBank genome assembly. Lineage: Eukaryota; Fungi; Ascomycota; Eurotiomycetes; Eurotiales; Aspergillaceae.
AUGCUCGCUCAGCGCCCCUCAUUCCGUUUCGUGGCCAUCGGGGCCGUGGUGUCUCUCUUCGUCCUGGCAUUCCUCGUCCUCGGAACAUCACCCCGCGGACUUUCGUCCAAAUUCAAUAUCAAGACACAAUCACGGCCAGGACACCAGACUUGUGUCCCGCCUUCAAACUCCUCUGCUGGAUGGGAGUUUAUUGUCGAACGAGAUGGCAAUGACCAUGGCCUCUCCGAGGAUCAGUGCCGCAUUGCAUUCCCUAAGUUAUUUGCUGAGAUCGACAAAUCGUCAGCAUUGAAAGAAGAUCAGCGCAUCACAUAUAAGGAGCUGGACUCUCGUGCAGUUGAUGAUGGUAUGGUGCGGGCAAUCAUCGACCGGGGACAGUUAUACAUUGUCGACUAUGCGCCCAUGCCCGUCACAGCAUCCCGCGCACGCGCGACCCUCAACUCUCUUCACCGUGCGCUAGCAGCCUUCCCAAACCGGCAUAACCUACCCAGCAUCGAGUUCACUUUCACAACGGAGGAUUUUGCAGAAGAUACCCAAAGCGCCAGUCCCAUCUGGGCCUACUCAAAGCGCGACUCGGACACAUCAGUCUGGCUGAUGCCUGACUUUGGAUACUGGGCCUGGCCCGAAGUGCAGAUCGGCCCGUACCAUGAAGUCCGGCGUCACAUCGCAGCCAUUGACGAUGGAGAGACUACCCCAGACGGUAAUUUCACCCCGGGCCUGGAGUUCCAGGAUAAGAAGAAGCAGCUCGUUUGGCGCGGCAGUCUGGCUACGAACCCACCCGUGCGAAGCAAAUUGCUCAAGUCCGCGCUGGGCCGUAGUUGGGCCAGCGUGCGUGUUAUUGAUUGGGACGACGAGACUGAUCUUCGAUACAACUUGUUGCCCAUUGAAGAUCAUUGCCGGUACAUGUUCGUCGCGCACACCGAAGGAAGAAGCUUCUCAGGUCGUGGAAAGUACCUGUUGAACUGCCGCUCGGUGAUGGUUUCGCAUGCGCUGGAAUGGCGAGAAGCUCAUCAUGCAGCGCUCGUUUCCUCCGGCCCGGAUGCGAAUUACGUGGAGGUUGACCGUGAAUGGAACGACCUCGCGAAGAAGAUCGAUUAUCUGAUUGAUAAUCCCGAGGUUGCAGAGCGGAUCGCCAACAAUGCUGUGCGCACUUUCCGUGACCGAUAUCUCACUCCUGCUGCGGAGUCUUGCUAUUGGCGCCAGUUGAUCCGACAGUACGCUGCGUCUUGUGAUUUUGAUCCGGUGUUGUUUUCCACAGGCCGUGAUGGCAGGACUCACGCUCGAGCCACCCCCUACGAUACCUGGAUUCUGAUGCAUUGA